This is a messenger RNA of Spea bombifrons (plains spadefoot toad), 6252 nucleotides long. It is a transcript of the gene THSD7A, whose product is annotated as thrombospondin type 1 domain containing 7A. The transcript has 29 exons. The record is from RefSeq and is a predicted model, not a curated record. Bases 357 to 5333 code for a protein of 1658 amino acids. Lineage: Eukaryota; Metazoa; Chordata; Amphibia; Anura; Pelobatidae.
CUGGUAUAAUUUAUUCGCACUACCUCCCAGACCAAGAUAACCUGCUCAGUCAGCUGGAGCCCCCUGUGGACAGCUGUCUCUCUUUUAGCUGAUGGAAAACUGCCACUAGCCAGUGAAUGGGGAGUGCGAGGUACAGCAUCUUCAAUACAUGCAGAAGCAGCACAAGCAGGAGCCCUGGGCUCUAUUGUUCCUGGGUGUCAAAUGGUUUUUCCUUCUCGACUGGCAUGCACAAUAGCUGGAAAGAGGCUUCUCUUGCCUGUUACCUAAAAAGAAAAACAGGGGAGAAAAGCACAAUUUGAAGUGGGCUCUUCAUUGUGUUCUCACGGUGUUAAACAUAUAUCUGCCUUUCGCAAGGCAUGGGGCUGGCAGAGAGACACACAGGAUUUUCUGUUGUUCCUGUUCGGUGUAUUGGAGUGAUUGUGGUUGUUCUUGCUGGGAUCUGGAGAGCUGAUUCGCAGGGUGAACCAGAAAGCCAAACCAUAUACAUAUGGAAGACUGGUCUUUGGGGCCGAUGUAUGGGAGAUGAAUGUGGACCUGGAGGAAUUCAGACUAGGGCAGUUUGGUGUGCCCAUGUUGAGGGAUGGUCAACUCUCACUACAAAUUGUAAGCAGACUGACAGACCAGAAAACCAACAGAACUGUUUUAGAGUUUGCGACUGGCACAAGGAGCUCUAUGACUGGCAGCUGGGCAGUUGGAAUCAAUGCAGCCCCAUCUUAUCCAAAACAUCUGAGAAACAUACUGAAUGUACUAAAGGUGAGGAAGGGAUUCAGACCAGAGAAGUUACAUGCCUCCAAAAGGCAACUGGAGCUGUAGCUGAUGAUAGCAUAUGUGAAUACUUUGAGUCCAAACCCCGUCUGGAGCAAGGAUGUCUAAUUCCUUGUCCUCAGGACUGUAUUGUGUCAGAAUUCUCUCCAUGGUCGGAAUGUUCCAAAUCGUGUGGCAGUGGACUGCAGCACAGAACACGCCAUGUAGUUGCCAUGGCUCAGUUUGGAGGAUCAGCUUGUCCAAAUCUGACAGAAUUCCAGAUGUGCCAGUCUGCCCCCUGUGAAGGUGAAGAAAGCGUAUACAGCCUAAAUGUUGGACCAUGGAGCUCAUGUUCCAUACCUCUUUCAAGGCACAUAAGACAAGCUGGGAAGAGAGGAAGGAACAGGGAACGAGCUAAAGAGAAAAUAAAGGCAGUAAAGGAUCCGGAGGCCCGAGAGCUCAUAAAAAAGAAGAGAACUCGCAAUAGGAAAAACAGACAAGACAGCAGAUACUGGGAUAUACAGAUCGGUUAUCAAACAAGAAUAGUGACCUGCAUGCACAGGAACGGAAAGACUGCAGCACUCAGUUUUUGCCAACAGGAGAAGCUGCCGAUUACUUUCCAGGCUUGUGUUAUUGAUAAAGAUUGUCAAGUUUCAGAGUGGUCAGAGUGGAGCUCAUGUUCUAAGGCAUGUGAUGCAGUUUCUUCUAGUGGACAUCAUACUAGAAAAAGAACUAUCAAACUGUUUCCAAUAGGUAAUGGGAAAGAAUGUCCACAAUUAGAAGAAACGGAACAGUGUACUCUACCACCAGACGUUCCACACGAUUGUGUUAAGUAUGCCUGGAGAGCUACAGAAUGGACAGAAUGUCGCAUAGACCCCUUGCUUAGUCAACAAGAUAAAAGGAGAGGUAACCAGACAGCCCUGUGCGGGGGAGGAAUUCAGACGCGUGAGAUUUACUGUGUGCAAGCCAAUGAAAAUCUUCUUUCUUAUCUCAGCACAGUAAAGGAUAAAGAAGACAAUCAUGCUCAGAGUCCAUCGAAGUCUAGUGCAGCACCAUUUUUGUCAAUCACUUUUGAAAUAACAGCUUCAAAACCUGUGGAUUCAAAACUAUGCACAGACUCCCCAUUAAGUACCAGCCAGUUGUGUCAUGUCCCAUGUCCCAUAGAGUGUGAAGUGUCUGCCUGGUCAGCUUGGGGACCAUGCACAUUUGAAAGUUGUGAUGAUCAACAGAGCAAAAAGGGUUUCAAGCUUAGAAAGCGGCAUAUUAUGAAUGAGCCAACAGGAGGUACUGGUAACUGUCCUCAUCUAGUGGAGGCCAUACCAUGUGAAGAGCCUUCUUGCUAUGAUUGGCGGCUGGAUAGACUAGAAGAAUGCAUUCCUGAUAAUGGAAACAACUGUGGAACAGGCACCCAGGUGCCCGUAGUUACAUGCAUUAAUAGUGAUGGAGAAGAAGUUGACAGACAGCUAUGCAGAGAUGCCAUCUAUCCAAUUCCUAUUGUUUGUGAGGUUCCGUGCCCGAAGGAUUGUGUUCUCAGUACGUGGUCUGAAUGGUCCUCCUGCUCACACACCUGUUCAGGAAAGACAACAGAAGGACGACAAACUCGAGCACGCUCUAUCCUUGCUUAUACUGGUGACGGAGGAGUCCCCUGCCCAGAGAGUAAUACACUGCAAGAGAUAAGAAGCUGCAAUGAGCAUCCUUGUACAGUGUAUCACUGGCAGACAGGCCCUUGGGGCCAGUGCACAGAGGAUGUCACAGUGUCAGGUUUUAACUCUACAAGCUGGAACGGUGAAUCCACUUGUGCUCUUGGAAUGCAGACAAGAAAAGUCAUAUGUGUUCGUGUCAACGUGGGACAGGUUGGACCUAAAAAAUGUCCCGAAAGUCUACGACCAGAAACAAUGAGACCAUGUUUGCUUCCAUGUCGAAAAGAUUGCAUUGUGACUCCAUAUAGUGACUGGACGCACUGCCCGACCUCCUGCCAAGAAGGUGAGGCUGCCAUUAAAAAACAGACUCGACAUCGGGUUAUUAUUCAGCUUCCUUCAUAUGGUGGCCGGGACUGUCCUGACACAUUGUAUGAAGAGAAUGAUUGUGAAGCCCCAGCUAUCUGUCACACUUACAGGUGGAAGACACAUAAAUGGAGAAGAUGCCAAAUGGUACCGUGGUAUGUCCGCCAGGACAGUCCUGGAGCUUAUGAGACUUGUGGCCCAGGACUACAAGCCAGAGCAAUUACAUGUCGCAGGCAAGAUGGAGUUCAAGCAGAUGUGACAGAUUGCCUCAAACAUGCUGGUCCAUUUCCAGCUUUAACCCAACACUGUCAGAUACCAUGCCAGGAUGAUUGUCAAUUUACCAGCUGGUCGAAAUUCUCACCAUGUAAUGGGGAUUGUGGAGCAGUCAGGACAAGAAAGCGCUCACUUCUUGGGAAGAGUAAGAAAAAGGACAAGUGCAAAAACUCCCAGCUGUAUCCAUUGAUUGAGACACAGUUCUGUCCAUGUGACAAAUACAGUGCUCAGCCUGUGGGUAAUUGGUCGGAUUGCAUUUUGCCAGAAGGAAAAGUGGAGGUGUUAUUGGGAAUGAAGGUUCAAGGAGACAUCAAGGAAUGUGGUCAAGGAUAUCGCUACCAGGCCAUGGCAUGUUAUGAUCAAAACAACAGACUUGUAGAGACCUCAAGAUGCAAUAGUCAUGGUUAUAUAGAGGAAGCAUGUAUUAUUCCAUGCCCAUCUGACUGUAAAUUAAGCGAGUGGUCCAAUUGGUCCCGAUGUAGUAAAUCCUGUGGGAGCGGUGUCAAAGUUCGUUCCAAAUGGCUCCGGGAGAAGCCUUAUAAUGGUGGAAGACCAUGCCCAAAACUGGAUCAUGUAAAUCAGGCUCAGGUGUAUGAAGUAGUUCCAUGUCACAGUGAUUGCAAUCAGUACAUCUGGGUCUCAGAGCCAUGGAGUAUAUGCAAAGUAACAAAUGUUGAUCUGAAACAGAACUGUGGAGAAGGUGUUCAGACCAGAAAAGUAAGAUGCAUGCAGAACACAGUAGAUGGCCCUGCAGACGUGGUUGAAGACUACCUCUGCGAACCAGAAGAAAUGCCUCUUGGGUCAAGAAACUGCAAACUGCCUUGCCCCGAAGAUUGCGUAAUGUCUGAAUGGAGUCAAUGGAACAAGUGCUCUUUGCCUUGUGAUGGAACCACCUAUCGGGAGAGAUCAGCAACACCUAUUCGACAGUCUGAUGACGGCAAAGCCUGCCAUAUUGCCAUUGAAACUGAGCCGUGUAAUUUAAAUAAGAAUUGCUACCACUACGAGUACAAUGUAACAGAUUGGAGUACUUGUCAGUUGAGUGAGAAGGCUGUGUGCGGAAAUGGCAUCAAAACAAGAAUGCUUGACUGUGUUCGAAGUGACGCUAAAUCUGUUGACCUAAAGUACUGUGAAGAGCUUGGUUUGGAGAAGACAUGGCAGAUGAAUACCUCUUGUGUGGUGGAAUGUCCUGUGAACUGUCAGCUCUCUGAUUGGUCCCAGUGGUCUGAGUGUUCCAAAGAAUGUGGUCUUACAGGAAAAAUGAUACGUAAAAGAACCGUGAUACAGCCUGCACAGGGAGAUGGGAGGCCGUGCCUCUCACAAGUGGAACAAUCCAAGCCAUGCCCAGUGAAGCCUUGCUAUAGAUGGCAAUAUGGACGUUGGUCUGUCUGCAAAGUCGAGGAUGCUCAAUGUGGAGAGGGGACACGAUUCAGAAACAUUUCCUGUGUAGUUUAUGAUGGAUCCAAGGAAGAUCCUGGUAAAAUUGUCGAUGAAGAGUUUUGUGCAGAUCUUGAACUCGUUGUAAAUGGUGAAAACAACAUUAUCCUUGAGGAAUCUUGCACUGUUCCUUGUCCAGGAGACUGUUACUUGAACGAGUGGUCUGAAUGGAGUUUGUGCCAGAUGACAUGUGUUAAUGGGGAAGAUCUAGGCUUUGGAGGAGUAAAAGUACGAUCACGUGCAGUGAUAAUUCAAGAAAUGGAAAAUCAACAUCUCUGCCCAGAACAAACUUUAGAAACUAAGUCAUGUAAUGAUGGGCAGUGUUUUGAGUACAAAUGGUUGUCUAGUCCAUGGAAAGGAUCAUUCCGAUCUGUUUGGUGUCAAAGGUCUGAUGGUUUAAAUGUGACAGGAGGAUGCUUAGAGGUUUACCAGCCAGAGAGUGAGAGGACAUGCACUCCUCCCUGUACUCAGCCUCACUCAUACUGUACGGAGACUGGCUUCUGCGGCUGUGAAGAUGGCUACACUGAAGUGACAUCAUCAGACGGCACACUAGAUCAGUGCACUUUAAUUCCCGUGGUUGUUAUUCCCACCAUAGAAGAUAAAAAGGGUGACGUGAAAACAAGUAGAGCUGUUAACCCCACCCAGCCCUCCAGCAGUCAGUCAGGGUACGGUGGAAGGACAUGGAUCUUAGAACCUUUUGGAUCAGAUGGGAGAUUGAAAACCUGGGUUUAUGGGGUUGCAGCAGGUGCUUUUGUCUUACUCCUGUUUAUUGUGUCCAUGAUCUAUCUGGCCUGCAAAAAGCCAAAGAAGCCGCCAAGAAGACAAAACAACCGCCUGAAACCUUUAACCUUGGCAUACGAUGGAGAUGCAGACAUGUAAACUACAUUUAGUAAUAUUCCUGGAAAAAAUAUACCGUCCAAAAUGACAACUGACUUAACGGAAGACUUGUAAUCUGAGAAAUGCAUUAUAAAAAAAGAAAAAGACAAGGCGAACCAUAGUACAUCAAUGGAUUAUUGAAAGAAUAACUGUAAAUUGCGAAUUUCAUGGUAGUUUAACUGUACUUUGGUUCUUCCAGAAUCCUACAAAGAACAUGCAGGUGGAAAACCCAUGUCUAUGUAAACACACAAUUCGAAUAACCCAGAUAAAGGUUUGGUAGGUCAGCUGGACCCAACAGGUCCACAUGAGUUGAUACCACACUCUGAUUUGACUCUCGUACCAUUUUUCUUUAAUUAACAAUGUGUUUUUUUGUCAAAUGAGAGUUGUAUAUAACAACGCACAGAUAACUGAUCUUCAAAGACAUUCAUCGACUGGACAGCCUGUCUCUGAACUUGAAGCUCACAUAUGGAACCGCAAGACUCACUGUAUAUACGUUUGUGCCACAACUACAGCAUACAUGAACAUUUUCCUGAAAUGCAGUAUUUUCUAGCAGCUGCUCUCUGAUAAAUAUUACUCACUUGUAAAUGUUACAAUGUUUCUACUUUCUCUAUCUCUCGUAACUUUGCCUACAUCUUUUUUUUGCGACGUGUAAGGCAAGAUUUUGCACUAUAUUAGUGCAGCAUGAUAUGCACUUAACUAGGAUUGCCAUAGAAAAUGCCUCUUUUCAGAAGGGAUGCUGUGUCUUGUGUAGAAGGGUCAUGUAGACAUAUGAGCAAAAAAGUUUAAAAUAGGAAUGAGAGUAGAGUUUUGGGACUGAGAAAAAUCAACAAUUUCAUGUGUACAUAUAUUUCAUUACUUUUGUCAAAAUAGCUGUUUUCUAGUUAGAUGAAUGGAUGUAAUGUGCUUCUCAAAAAAACAAAAA